Messenger RNA from Sceloporus undulatus (fence lizard), 2908 nucleotides. It is a transcript of the gene CCNYL1, whose product is annotated as cyclin Y like 1. Gene Ontology annotation, biological process: regulation of canonical Wnt signaling pathway; regulation of cyclin-dependent protein serine/threonine kinase activity. Bases 203 to 1321 code for a protein of 372 amino acids. Gene Ontology annotation, molecular function: protein kinase binding; cyclin-dependent protein serine/threonine kinase activator activity. The record is from RefSeq and is a predicted model, not a curated record. The transcript is spliced from 10 exons. NCBI's taxonomy places the organism in Eukaryota, Metazoa, Chordata, Lepidosauria, Squamata, Phrynosomatidae. Gene Ontology annotation, cellular component: plasma membrane.
AGGAGCGCGGGGACCGUUGGGAAAGCAGCAGCGGCGUCGGCGUCGUGUGUCCAGAGGUCUUCCGGCCGGCGUCUGAGGCGGAGGCUCCUCCUUGUGCUCUGAGGUGAUCAUGAGGCCGGGCGGGAGCCUCCCCUUCUUCUUCUCCUUCCUCCUCCCCUUGUCCCCCGUCCUCUAGCCCGGCGGGUCCCUCCGCGCCUCCGCCAUGGGGAACACCGUCACCUGCUGCGUCUCUCCCGGCGCCAGCCCCAAGAUGGGACGAGCCAGAGGGGCGGCUGUAGGGGCGGCAGCGGGAGGCGGAGGGGGAGGCCUUGGCGCGGCGGCGGCGGGGGCCUUGGAGCGCCGCGGAACUGCCUACCGAGAGAUCACUGAGGCGGAGUCCGGGGACUCGGACCCCGGCGGAGGAGGAGGAGAGGGGCCCCACCUGCAGCAUAUCAGCGACCGCGAGUUCCCGGAUGAUUUAGCAUUGGAGUCAAAUCCAUCUGACCAUCCUGGAGCAAGCCCAAUUUUCUUGAGCAAAUCCCAACCAGAUGUGAGAGAGAAGAGGAAAAGCAACCACAUCAACCACGUUUCCCCAGGGCAGCUUACAAAAAAAUAUAGUUCAUGUUCAACAAUAUUUCUAGAUGACAGCACAGUCAGCCAGCCUAAUCUUAGGAGCACAAUAAAAUGUGUUACAUUAGCAAUAUAUUAUCACAUAAAGAACAGGGAUUCAGAUAGAUCGCUGGAUAUUUUUGAUGAGAAAUCACAUCCACUCACGCGAGAAGAGGUUCCAGAUGACUACUAUAAGCAUGACCCUGAUCACAAGCACAUCUAUCGCUUUGUCCGUACCCUUUUUAGUGCAGCACAGCUGACGGCCGAAUGUGCAAUAGUGACACUGGUUUACUUGGAAAGACUUUUAACCUAUGCAGAGAUUGACAUCUGCCCAAGUAACUGGAAGAGAAUAGUUUUAGGUGCUAUACUGCUAGCUUCCAAGGUAUGGGAUGAUCAGGCUGUGUGGAAUGUGGAUUACUGCCAAAUACUGAAGGAUAUUACAGUUGAAGACAUGAACGAGAUGGAAAGGCACUUCUUGGAGCUGCUGCAGUUCAAUAUCAAUGUUCCUGCCAGUGUUUACGCCAAAUACUACUUUGACCUUCGCUCCUUAGCAGAUGACAACAACCUGAACUUUCUACUGGAGCCCCUUAGUAAAGAGCGAGCGCAGAAACUGGAGGCAAUCUCCAGACUCUGUGAAGACAAGUACAAAGAUUUGUCAAAAGCUGCUAUGAGACGAUCGUUCAGUGCUGAUAACUUAGUUGGCAUUCGCCGAUGUAAUGCAAUCCUCUCUUGAGCAAGAUGGAAAGCUGCGACAUUGUGGCACCAGCAUUCCUAUGAAUGGGAAUACCACCUUCACUCCAAGCUCACAAGUCAGCAGUGAUGGUGUCUUCCAGCCAGAGGACAGGGUGAGCAAAUCAAGCCAAGGAAGCCCAGAGCCAGAGGAGCAUAAUUCCAUGGGGAGCGGGGGGGAAGAUGGGACCUUGUCAAAUGGGCACACUCCUUUAAAACUCCAGAGAUGCAGGAACUGUUUGGAGAUAUCUUUUGGUUUCCCUUUUCUCCUCACCCACCCACCCCCUCCAAUCCACAGAAGUUUGCUUACUGUGUAGGCCUAUAGCUGUGAACUAUGUGAGUUUUUUUUUAAUAAUGACUAGUUUUAAUUUUAGAAUUUGAACAUUAACACAAGAAUAAUCACAAUGUUUUCCUCCCUCAGUCAACCAGGUCCUGGCUGCAGUUGCCUUUCAGAGUCAGUGUUCACACAGUGUAAAGCCACUCUGGGAAUAUUGCUGUAGCCCUGACGAGUGAUAGGGUCUUCUCCCACACCACUCCCUCACCACGCAUUUACUAAUAAGGCUGUUGGUUGGUACACUGGUGUUCAGUUAGAGGCCGAGCUGCUGAGCAGCAAGUGAUGUUCACUGUGUAAACACAAUCUCCCCAUUUUGAGGUUGUCAAGGGACUGGAAUUGUUUAAUGAUAGGAGCAGAAAAAUGGCAUUUGGUGUUCACUGAGAUUAAAACAAGUUGGUCAGGGGCCACUUCUUGUCAGCUAUGGUGCUUCUCAUGUUCUUGUCCUUCUAGGCAAGGCCUGGGAGAAAUGCAGUCAGUCCAUCAUACACUCUUCUUCUUUUUGCCUGAAGUUCUGAAUAGAGCUACAUUGAAAGCUUAGUCUGAACAAAUACACUGAUUUGACGAUGAACAGACAAUAAGGCUGCUGUGCUGAACUUUUCUACUAUAAACAAUGGAUAUGGAGCAUGUUUUGCUUUUGUCCUAUGCUUCCAAAAAGCUUUAGGUUCACAGUGGGGAAGUCUUUUGAUGGUUCUGGACUUGUUGAUGAGGGAGGCAUGGUAAUCUUUAGUUCAUAUAAUUGCCUUUAAAAAGACUUCUUUCCUUAAAAGCUUGGUAUUUAAUGGCCCUUGCUCUGGAAGUAAACUACUAAAGGUUGGAUCUUCCUGUAAAGUUGUUCUUCCAGAGUGGGAAUUUAGAAUGAAUUGAUUUUUUUGCUCCUAAAAGCAGGAAGCAUUAGUAAACUACCUGGAUUACAGACCUUUACGGCUCCAGGUCAAAAUAUUCAAAUCAUUUGUAUUUCAAAGCAUCCAAUGUUUGAUGUAGCACAGACUCUUGUGCAGUCUCUCUUACAAUCUGGUCCCUUUUGUCAUAUUUAAUACCAAGCCCAACCUGCUUCAUGAGUGUACACUAGCACUCAGACUGUUAUAGUCUCAUGCAGUAUUUUAAUCUACCAGCCCCAGGCAGGCAUUCUACAGCGUCUGUGGCUUCAGGUAUUGAUCACAAUUCAAUUUUGAAACAAAUGCUACAUCUUCAGGUGGCUUUCCUUUCUCAUGUUUGUAUUAAAAGAGAAGCUAAUAAUAAACUCUAUUUUAAUUAAGA